UCUGACUUCAGAGUCCUUCUAAUGGUUUAAGUGACAAAACUGGGCUUCUCUUUUGGUAUCUGGGGCCUGACUGACAAGUCACUACACUGUCUUUGCCCAGACUUCCUUCCUUUGGGGAACUUUCUAUUCACAGUCCAUGUAGUUUGGGUGGGGUUGACACCAAUGCCAAGGAUGGUCAUGUGACUCAGCUUUGGCCAAUCUGAGAAGUUCCUCCUUACCUGGCCAGGUGAUUGGUCAGAUGUGAGCACGUGGCCUAGACUCACUCACUCAGGCUCUUUUUCUGGUUCAGUUUAAGAGAGGAGGCAUUUUUUUCCCCUCUGGGAUUUUUAGGCUGCUGAAGUAAUGUAACCUAGAACUUCUGGUGGCCGUCUUUCUACUACAUGGAGGCAGCUGUUUGGAGGAGGAGGGAAUGAAUGAGGCUGACACGCAGAGAGAAGUACCAAGUGGUGGUGAGAGCACAGAUUGCAGUAUUUGAACCCCAACAUUCAAAUGUGCCUGAAGAAUCCAGGACUUCUUGGUUAUAACACUGGGAUCUUCAAUGGCAGGAGAAAGAGUGAUCAGAAGACCGAGAUGAAUUUUAACACUAUUCUGGAAGAGAUUCUUAUUAAGAGGUCACAGCAGAAAAAGAAGACAUCUCCCUUAAACUACAAAGAGAGACUUUUUGUGCUCACAAAGUCCAUGUUGACCUACUACGAGGGUCGCCCAGAGAAAAAGUACAGAAAGGGAUUUAUUGAUGUGUCAAAAAUCAAGUGUGUGGAAAUAGUGAAGAACGAUGAUGGUGUCAUUCCCUGUCAAAAUAAAUAUCCAUUUCAGGUUGUGCAUGAUGCUAACACACUUUACAUUUUUGCACCUAGUGCACAAAGCAGGGACCGGUGGGUAAAGAAGUUAAAAGAAGAAAUAAAGAACAACAAUAAUAUUAUGAUUAAAUAUCAUCCUAAAUUUUGGGCAGACGGAAGUUAUCAGUGUUGCAGACAAACUGAAAAACUAGCACCUGGAUGUGAAAAAUAUAAUCUUUUUGAAAGUAGUAUAAGAAAAGCACUACCUCCAACACCAGCGCCAGAAAUAAAGAAACGAAGGCCUCCUCCACCAAUUCCGCCUGAAGAAGAAAAUGGUGAAGAAAUAGUUGUAGCCAUGUAUGAUUUCCAAGCGACAGAAGCACAUGAUCUCAGACUAGAGAGAGGCCAGGAGUAUAUCAUAUUGGAAAAGAAUGAUGUUCAUUGGUGGAAAGCAAGAGAUAAAUAUGGGAGUGAAGGAUAUAUCCCAAGUAAUUAUGUGACAGGAAAGAAAUCAAACAACUUAGAUCAAUAUGAAUGGUAUUGCAGAAAUAUGAAUAGGAGCAAAGCAGAGCAACUCCUUAGAAGUGAGGAUAAAGAAGGUGGUUUUAUGGUAAGAGAUUCCAGUCAACCAGGCAUGUACACAGUUUCCCUUUAUACAAAGUUUGGAGGCGAAGGUUCCUCAGGUUUCAGGCAUUACCAUAUAAAGGAAACAAUGACAUCUCCAAAGAAGUAUUAUCUGGCAGAAAAACAUGCUUUUGGUUCAAUUCCUGAGAUUAUUGAAUAUCAUAAGCACAAUGCAGCAGGACUUGUCACAAGGCUGCGGUACCCAGUCAGCACAAAGGGGAAGAAUGCACCAACCACUGCAGGAUUCAGCUAUGAAAAAUGGGAGAUUAACCCUUCAGAGCUGACCUUUAUGAGGGAGUUAGGGAGUGGACUCUUCGGAGUGGUGAGGCUUGGCAAAUGGCGAGCUCAGUACAAAGUAGCCAUCAAAGCUAUUCGGGAAGGUGCCAUGUGUGAGGAAGACUUCAUAGAAGAAGCUAAAGUGAUGAUGAAACUGACACACCCGAAGUUAGUACAACUUUAUGGUGUAUGCACACAGCAGAAACCCAUUUACAUUGUUACCGAGUUCAUGGAGAGGGGAUGCCUUCUGAAUUUCCUCCGCCAGAGACAAGGCCAUUUCAGUCGAGAUAUGCUGCUGAGCAUGUGUCAAGAUGUGUGUGAAGGGAUGGAGUACCUGGAGAGAAACAGCUUCAUCCACAGAGACCUGGCUGCCAGAAAUUGUCUAGUAAAUGAGGCAGGAAUUGUGAAAGUGUCUGAUUUUGGAAUGGCUAGGUAUGUCCUGGAUGAUCAGUACACGAGUUCUUCUGGUGCUAAAUUUCCUGUGAAGUGGUGUCCACCUGAGGUGUUUAAUUACAGCCGCUUCAGCAGCAAAUCAGAUGUCUGGUCAUUUGGUGUCUUAAUGUGGGAAGUAUUCACUGAAGGCAGAAUGCCCUUUGAGAAAAACACCAACUAUGAAGUGGUAACCAUGGUUACUCGCGGCCACCGACUCCACCAGCCAAAGUUGGCCUCCAGAUAUGUAUACGAGAAACCAGAGGGAAGGCCUUCCUUUGAAGAUUUGCUGCGCACAAUAGAUGAGCUAGUCGAAUGUGGAGAAACUUUUGGAAGAUGAGUGGUGCUGUGACCGACGGCUUCCAGAUUCCAAAGCACAAGGAUGAAAUGGCACUUCGUGGCAGACUCUUAAUUUAUUUAGCACUUGGACGGGAAGAUUGUUUUACUUAUAAAGUGGAAACACCUGAUGCAUUUGCUUCAUGACCAGCCAUAGCUCUGUGACUGAAUCUUCUGGAUUAAUGGAAAUGCUGGCUUAGACAAAGUGGUUAAAAGCACCCACUUUUAUUCAUUCCACAAGUGCUAGAGUGCCCACUGUGGGCCAGGCACUGAACCCAGGCCCCCAGAGUCAGUCCAUUUCUGGGGUGUACGUGGGGACAUGUCCGCUGGUAUCAGUGGAAGGCCAGGGUAAUUGGGAGGAGGAAGGGUGUCAGAGCUGCAGUCCAGCCACCCAUCUGCCCUAUGAUUUUUACAAAAAUCUGGGCCAGGGUCUUGUCUAGAAUGUGGGUUCUGGAUGGAUCAGUACCCAUCUUAGGUUUUGAAACAUCUGUUUUCAAGAUUGCCAUUAGUAUUUCAUUAAAACAUAUUUGUAUGCUGUACAUAUUAUAAAUAUAUAUAUAAUAUAUAAAGUUAUAUAUUUAUAAGAAA
Messenger RNA from Bubalus bubalis (water buffalo), 3029 nucleotides. It is a transcript of the gene TEC, whose product is annotated as tec protein tyrosine kinase. Gene Ontology annotation, biological process: tissue regeneration; integrin-mediated signaling pathway; peptidyl-tyrosine autophosphorylation. The record is from RefSeq and is a predicted model, not a curated record. NCBI's taxonomy places the organism in Eukaryota, Metazoa, Chordata, Mammalia, Artiodactyla, Bovidae. Bases 490 to 2445 code for a protein of 651 amino acids. The transcript is spliced from 18 exons. Gene Ontology annotation, molecular function: non-membrane spanning protein tyrosine kinase activity; ATP binding; protein binding.